AUGGUACUGUUAUUUUUGUGCUGUUUUUUUUUUUUUUUUUUUUUGUGUGUGUGUGAUUGCGUCCCCUUAUCAGACUCUUUGUGGCUGGCGGUGUGUUCGAACGUUGUACGUCACCUGGAGAGACGUGUGUGUACGCGCAUGUGUGGGUUGAGCUCCGUUUUGUUCCUUUCCUUUUUUUUUUUCUCAACUGUUUGCGGGGCGCGGGUACACGUUCUUAUCACACGGGGCCACGAAAAGUGUUUACGCACACACAAGAUUCAUAUUCUUGUUUUUUCUUUAAUUAUGUCUGACGUGGCGAAGUGGGAGAAGCAGCUGGAGCGAUUGCUGGUGGACGGCAGCGACUCAUCCAAGAUACUGACGACGAUUGAGAAGAUUCUCUCGGUGAACCCCAAACAUGUGUUUGCCCUUCGUUGUAAAGUUGUCUGCUUUUUGCAUCAAGACAAGCACGCCGCCGCGCUCACGGUACUUGAUCAGAUUGCCGUCGUGGACCCUGCGCUGCCUCAGGUCUCGCAGGACUAUGCCUUUCAAAAGGCCUAUUGUCUGUACAGGGCGCUGGAGCACCGCCAGGCACAACAUGUCUUGAUGAACGAUGCCCCGCACACAGCGGAACACGUGCCAUCGCGGCAUCUCCUUGCGCAAUUGCAUUACCACCUCGAAGAGUAUGAGGCGGCCGCCGGCAUCUACGAGGCGCUACUGACGGAGGGAAAGUUCCGGGACGAGCAUGAAAAGACAGAGUUACAGACGAACUAUGCGGCCGCCUGUUCCGCCAUUGACGCGCAAAGGACCCAAUCCAUCGUGCGGUCGGCAGAUGAAAAGAACGCUGAUUUAUUGUAUAAUGCCGCGACGGCACAGCUGGAGGUGCAGGAGUACGCAGCCGCGCUUCAGACGUUACAGCAGGCAGAAUCUCUCUGUGCAAAAGCUUAUCCCACAAGUCGUCUGCGGUCUUUUCAAGAUGCCUGUUCAAGAAGCGACACGGAGCUUCGGUCGUUGCUUGACGUUAAGGGCUCGCCGGAACGUUUAUUUUUUAAUGACGUCGCCAUCAUUUGGGUCCAGACGGCAUAUGUGCACUACGCCAUGCAUAAUGAAGAGGAUGCCACCGCCCUUCUCAACUUGGUGCUGCGGUACCGGCCCUCGUCGGCCGUCACGCUUGCGGUGGCGUCAAUCAAUUGGACAGCCAUUCAACGUCAUCGCGAUUUCUUUGACACGCAUCGUAAACUGAAGUCGGCGCAGAAUCCGGCUGUGAACAACCGAUUAACAUCCCGACAGCGCCUGUUGGUGCGAUACAACACGGCGAUGCUUCUUUUGCAUACGGGAAACUUCAAUGCAUUCAAGCGGCAGGUGGAACUUAUUGCCAACGAGUACCCGGAUUCAGAUCUUACACACUCACUGAAGCUGGCGCUGGCAGUUCGCGAGAGCAAGAAGAAGCGGCAGCCUGACGAAAAAACCCUCACGGAGUACCUAAAGAACUACCAGCAAAGUGUCAGGGCGCAGAAAGAACAUGCACGGAACCCUUCUGUGGGAAAAUUGCUCCCACUUAUUGCCGCACAGAUUUUUCUCGAAAACGGGGAUCUUGAACAUGCCAUUGAGUCUCUUUCUUCUGCACCAGAAGAAAUCCGGAAAAAACCGUGUACUCUGAUGACGCUGGCGACGUGGAAAGUUCAACUUGGCGAUGUGAAGGGAGCAAAGCAGCUUCUCACAGAGUUUGCCGCAGCAGCAGCAAAGGGGGGGACCGUGGUGAAGCCGAUCCUUUUCUGGGCCGUGCAGUUUUUGACCGCAAGAGGACUUUACGCAGACGCAGCGGAUGUUAUCCGCGACAUGCAAAGUGCUCUGCCGGUGCUGCAAAACGACAAAGAAGCGAGGGCUCUGUUGGCGUUGUGUCUUUCGCAUUACGACAUGCAGGCGGCACGGACUUGCAUGGAAACGAUCCCUGAGGCUGGAUUUACUGGCACACAAACGGAAAAGAAAUUGCUCGCGUCAUCCAUUGCCGAAGCAACGUCACAGCAGCCAUCCCGGAAGCAUAUUGAGGCGCUUGGGUAUCAUCGCAUCUCAGCGGAUGGUCAUGACGGCAAUAACAAUGGCGCCAAGGUGAAGCGCUCUCGACGCCGUCCAAUGCGUCGUCCUCCAAAGAACGCCGACGCCCGCCUUGACCCGGAGCGUUGGAUCCCCAUGUCACAUCGCUCUUACAUCAAAGACUUGCCGGAGCGCAGAAAGCGGGAGCUUAAACGCCUGCGCGCGAUUGAACAAGAGCAGAAGCGCCAUGAGGCGGAAAAACGGAAGGCGGCAGCGCACUAG
Molecule: messenger RNA, 2292 nt
Organism: Trypanosoma cruzi
Lineage: Eukaryota; Euglenozoa; Kinetoplastea; Trypanosomatida; Trypanosomatidae
Product: signal recognition particle protein, putative
Exons: 1
Coding region: 1-2292 (763 amino acids)
Biological process (GO): SRP-dependent cotranslational protein targeting to membrane
Cellular component (GO): signal recognition particle, endoplasmic reticulum targeting
Molecular function (GO): protein binding; ribosome binding; 7S RNA binding
Source: RefSeq, a predicted model, not a curated record